ACCGUGGUAUUUAAACUUCACGGAUUGCCGGAAAAAAACUUGCAGUUUAUUUUUAUAUUAAUUAAAAAUAUGUCGUGUAUUGUUUUAGUAGGAGGUCUGAUAGGUUGUGGUAAAAGUACUCUAGUCAACUUCUUUCUCGAUCAUCAGAAUGAACUUUUAAAAAAUUCUUUCUAUAAUGAAAAUGAUGAAAGGAUAAACGAAUCGGAGGAAAUUAAAGCGUAUAAAAUUAUGUUUGACGAACUUUGUUCAAUAAAGGAACAGGCAGAAUUGAUGAAAUCUCUUAAAGGUUGGAAAAAUUUUCGAGUAGAUCUUCUAAUGGCUUCAGAAUACUUUAUAAGUUCUGUUUGUGGUUUGGAAUGUCAAGCUACAGGGCCACUAUCUGAACGUAGCCAAAAUUUGUAUAAUCAAAUACAAAAAUUAAAUAAUCCUUCCAGUACUGCAAGAGCAAUUUUCUUUGUGGAGGACAAUUUUUAUUACAGAAGCAUGAGAUAUGAAUGGUUUCAGAUAGCUAGAAGAAAUAAUAUCGGAUUUUGUGAGGUAUUUGUGCAGUGCCCUUUGAAUAUGGCAAUAUAUAGGAAUUCCACCAGAGGCUAUAAUAUUCCUGAACAGAAAAUUAAAAUGAUGCUGACUUGUAUGGAAUAUCCAAACCCUGUUAAAUAUAAAUGGGAAAAAUAUUCUCUGGUGUUUGAUUCCUCGACUGACUUGAAUUGCUCUGCACUAACACCAAUAAUCAAGUUGAUAGAAGAGGCUGCAAAUAAUCCUGCUGAGCUGAUGAUUAAUGAAGAGAAGAUUGAAGCUCAAAAAGUCUGUUCUAAGAAUGCUGUGCAUCAAGCAGACAACAUAUUAAGAAAACUGAUAUCAAAGAAAAUUUUAUAUUUUAAAGAAAAUAUCUCUGAUGAAGGAGAUUUAAAAUCUUUGGUUUCAUUUACUAUUGAUGCUAAACAAGAAUUGCUGAAUGGCAUUAGAAAUGGAAAAGUUAAUCUACCAGAAGAAGUUCUCGAAAAUUUAAAAGAAUUAGGUAUAGAAAAGGUGCAUCAGGAAUAUGAAGACAUACUAAAUGAAAUUUUUGAAAAUACUUUGCAAUGUAAAAUGGCAGAUGUUGACUUUUUAUCAAGAACUUUCAGUAAAACAUUAAAUCUGAAAAAUGGUUAUAUUUCUUGAUAUUUUAUUCUGCUAUUUUAAGUAAAUCUUCUAAGUCAAAAGAAUUAUUUUGUUACAUUAAAGUUGUAUCAAUAAGAUGUUAUACUUUAUAUUUUAGUAUAUAUUGCAUAUUUAUGUAUAUAGAUAUAUGUAGAGAAAGAAUUUCGAAAGGUUUUGACAAAUUCUAAAGGACAUUAGAGAUAGAAAGCAUGUAUAGUCUCUAGGCAGCUGAAAGAAAUGGACAAGCAGAAAUGUAUUUAUAUUGUGAAAUAUUUUCAUAUUGUUUGAUAUAAUCAGUUUUGAAAUUCUGUGAUUGUCAUUAUUUAAUGUGAUUUCUUCUUUUAUUGAUAUUGCAUUUAUUAAUGUGAAGUGUUCCUACUUAUAAGUUCCUCAUAAAACUGAUUUGUUUUGUUAUGAAAAAUUAUAAAAGCCAGUUGAAUUCCCUAAUUUUAUUUGAAAUCUUUUUAAUUGCUAUGCAUUUAUUUCCUAUUCUAUCACAAAAGCUUUUCACUCAUUAUUCUAUUUUUCAUAUAUAUUUAUUUUUAUUAUAUGUAGAAAAAUAUAAAUUAUUUAUGUGUAGAAAAGAAAAAAAAAGUAGGAUAUGACCUCAAAAUCCUUAGCAAUAAAAAAAAACAAGAAAGGAUGAAGACUAAAUGAUUAAGUAAAUCUAAAUAUCCUGAAUUUAUUUAUUUCUCUUAUUUUUUAACAUCUAAUUUACUUAAUAUAUAAAUUAUACAAACUCUUUAGUUGAACAAUCUCUUAAUUAGACUAUUAAUACAAUUUUCUAAGUCAUUUUUUUAAAUAGCAUAAAUGUAAUUUAUAAAUUUCCAGGUAAAAAAUUA
This is a messenger RNA of Argiope bruennichi, 1982 nucleotides long. RefSeq names its product L-seryl-tRNA(Sec) kinase-like (gene Pstk). Lineage: Eukaryota; Metazoa; Arthropoda; Arachnida; Araneae; Araneidae. The transcript is spliced from 6 exons. The record is from RefSeq and is a predicted model, not a curated record. Bases 70 to 1161 code for a protein of 363 amino acids. Gene Ontology annotation, molecular function: tRNA binding; kinase activity.